AGAUGGACCUUCAUUUAUUUGCGGUUUCUCCUUCUUCUUCAUAUUAAUGCAUUGUUUUGCACAUAAAACAUAACAGUUUCUUUCUGCAUUCGCGUGUUCUUAGCUUUCCCUUAAUUCCCGACCUUACAUUCUUAACUUCACCAACUCAUCUCCUCACCAAACAUAACAAAACCUACUUGUCUUUACUAUCUUGUUCUCUCUAAAACCCACUCUCCCUUCUUUCUCCUCUCACCACCACCAACACCAAUGACUUCACCGCCUUCUCCAACGCCUCCUCAACUCCUCCUCCUCCUCUUCGUCCUCGCCGCCAGCGCCGCCACGCCCUCCGCCCUCACCUGCACCACGCAGAGGCUCACCGACUCUGCCAACAAGCUUUUCGCCAACUGCGUGGACCUCCCCGUGCUGAACUCCUUCCUCCACUGGACCCAUGACGCCGCCAACGCCUCCCUCUCGGUGGCCUUCCAGGCGGCGCCGCCGAGCCCAGGAGGGUGGGUCUCGUGGGGGAUCAACCUGAAGGGGGUUGGCAUGGUGGGGGCGCAGGUGCUGGCUGCGUUCAAGGGCGGCGACCGCGGCGCGGUGACGGUGAACACGCUUGACUUGAAGUCAUACAGCGACAUUGUUCCCGGGAAACUGUCGUUCGACGUGUGGGAUAUGAGGGGCGAAGAGGUUGGAGGGGUGAUCAGGAUCUUCGCGAAGGUUAAGGUUCCGGAGAAGGUGGAGAGUGUCAACCACGUGUGGCAGGUGGGGCCCUCCGUUACCGCGGGGAGAAUAGAUAGGCAUGACUUCAAACCCGCCAAUUUGAAUUCCAAGGGUAUUCUUAGCUUCACUGGGGAACAGAGCAAUGUUGCCCCUGCUGUCGACCCCAUCACCAAGAAGAAAAAUAUUCAUGGAAUUCUAAAUGCUGUGAGUUGGGGUGUGCUGUUUCCCCUUGGAGUGAUGAUAGCAAGGUACAUGAGGAGUUUUCCAUCUGCAGAUCCAGCUUGGUUCUAUAUCCAUGUUGGUUGUCAAAUCUCUGCUUAUGCCAUUGGUGUUGCUGGAUGGGGAACUGGUAUGAAACUUGGAAGCCAAUCAGAAGGGGUUCAGUACAGUGUGCAUCGCAAUCUUGGAAUUGCCCUCUUUUGCUUUGCCACUCUACAGAUUUUCGCAUUGUUCUUGAGGCCAGUGAAGACUCACAAGUACAGGUAUAUAUGGAACGCGUAUCACCACUGCAUUGGGUACACUGUGGUUAUCUUGGGAAUCAUCAACAUAUUCAGAGGCUUCAGCAUCUUGCAUCCUGAACAGAAAUGGAAAACUACUUACAUUGGAGUGCUCAUUGCGCUGGGCGUAGUUGCCUUAUUCUUGGAAGUCAUCACAUGGAUUAUUGUGCUCAAGAGAAAGUCUAAUAAGUCUCCCUAAACUUAUCAUCAAUACAACACUGCACAAACCCAAACCCAUAUUUGUGAUUCUUCCCUUCACUGAACUUGCUCUUCCAUUUACCCCUUCUGUUUCCUUUUCUUAAAUUUAUCACAUAUCUUUGUAUAAGCUUUGGUGAUUAUAAAGUAUAGAUUUUUCA
Molecule: messenger RNA, 1552 nt
Organism: Vigna unguiculata (cowpea)
Lineage: Eukaryota; Viridiplantae; Streptophyta; Magnoliopsida; Fabales; Fabaceae
Product: cytochrome b561 and DOMON domain-containing protein At4g12980-like
Source: RefSeq, a predicted model, not a curated record